AUGAUGAGCGGAGAGGGAAAGGUGGUUUGCGUGACCGGUGCUUCCGGCUUCAUAGCUUCUUGGCUCGUCAAGCUUUUGCUCCGCCGUGGUUACACUGUCCACGCCACCGUUCGCUGCCUCAAGGAUCCAAAUAAGGUGUCACAUCUUCUUGCAUUAGAUGGUGCCAAGGAAAGACUGCAUUUGUUUGAAGCCGACUUACUUGACGAAAACUCUUUUGAUCAUGCAAUUAAUGGAUGUGAAGGUGUUUUCCACACAGCAUCACCUGUUUCUUUUUCACCAUCUGCAACUAAGACAGAACUAGUGGAUCCUGCACUGAAGGGGACAUUAAAUGUUCUUGGAUCUUGUGUGAGAACACCUUCUGUGAAAAGGGUAGUGGUAACAUCCUCAACAGCUUCAAUUUUUGUCAAACGAAAUCCUAUAACACCGAUUGAAGUAGUCGACGAGACUUGGUUUUCUGAUAAAGAAUUUGCAGAGGAAACAAAGCUAUGGUAUGUCCUGUCUAAAAUCCUUGCGGAGGAAGCAGCAUGGAAAUAUGCAGGGGAGAAUGGGAUUGAUAUGGUUUCAUUGCAUCCUUGUGUUGUUAUUGGCCCUAUUCUACAACCAACUCUUAACUUUUCGACCAAUGUGAUUCUAGAGCUCGUAAAAGAGGAAAAGGAGUUUUCUUCUGGAAUGAAUUGUUAUGUUGAUGUUCGAGAUGUUGCAAAUGCACAUAUCCAAGCAUUUGAGCUACCUUCCGCUAGUGGAAGAUACCUUUUGAUUGGUGAAACAAUACACUCUUCUCAGGUUCUGAAGAUUGCAGCCCAGCUUUACCCUUCUCUUCCCAUUCCUGACAAAUAUAAAGGAGACUUGCCCGUAGUGCCAACCUUCAAAGUAUCCCAGGAAAAGGCAAAAAGCUUGGCCAUCAACUUUACUUCUUUUGCAGUGACCCUUAAGGAUACUAUUGAAAGUUUAAAGGAGAAAAACUUUCUCAGUAUGAAAGAUUGGGCAAAUACAAGAACAAGUAAGGAACAAGGCAUUUUGCAGUUGAAAAGGAGCCAAGGAAGCACUAAACAAAUGCAUAAGGGCAUGAAAUCUGAAGAAAUGAGCGGAGAGGGGAAGGUGGUAUGCGUGACCGGUGCUUCCGGUUUCAUAGCUUCUUGGCUCGUCAAGCUUUUGCUCCACCGUGGUUACACCGUCCACGCCACCGUUCGCAGCCUCAAGGAUCCAAAUAAGGUGUCACAUCUUCUUGCAUUAGAUGGUGCCAAGGAAAGACUGCAUUUGUUUGAAGCUGACUUAGUUGAGGAAAACUCUUUUGAUACUGCAAUUAAUGGGUGUGAAGGUGUUUUCCACACAGCAUCACCUGUUUCUUUUUCACCAUCCGCAACUAAGACAGAACUAGUGGAUCCUGCAGUGAAAGGGACACUAAAUGUUCUUGGAUCAUGUGUGAGAACACCUUCUGUGAAAAGGGUAGUGGUCACAUCCUCAACGGCUUCAAUUCUUGUCAAACGAAAUCCUAUAACACCGACUGAGGUAGUCGACGAGACUUGGUUUUCUGAUAAAGAAUUUGUAGAGGAAACAGAGAAAUGGUAUAUCCUGUCUAAAAUCCUUGCGGAGGAAGCAGCAUGGAAAUAUGCAGGGGAGAAUGGGAUUGACAUGGUUUCAUUGCAUCCUUGUCUUGUUAUUGGCCCUCUUCUACAACCAACUCUUAACUUUUCAACCAAGGUGAUUCUAGACCUUGUAAAAGAGGAAAAGGAUUUCUUUCCUGGAAUCAAUUGUUAUGUUGAUGUUAGAGAUGUUGCAAAUGCACAUAUCCAAGCAUUUGAGUUACCUUCCGCCAGUGGAAGAUACCUUUUGAUUGGUGAAGCAACAUACUCUUCUCAGGUUCUGAAGAUUGCAGCCCAGCUUUACCCUUCUCUUCCCAUCCCUGACAAAUAUAAAGGAGACUUGCGUGUAGUGCCAACCUUCAAAGUAUCCCAGGAAAAGGCAAAAAGCCUGGGCAUCAACUUUACUUCUUUUGCAGUGACCCUUAAGGAUACUAUUGAAAGUUUAAAGGAGAAAAACCUCCUCAGCUUCUAAUUUUUUGAUUUCAUGUUGUUUUUGUAGUGUUGUUGAAUCUCUGUAAUGUACUAAUAGUCAAAGAAGACUAAACAUCAAACAUGUCUUAUUAUGAUUUCCCUGGUUUAUUGUAGUGACUUAUUUUACUGACCGGAAGAUUUCAAGUCACAUUAAA
Messenger RNA from Ipomoea triloba (trilobed morning glory), 2209 nucleotides. RefSeq lists its product as uncharacterized. The record is from RefSeq and is a predicted model, not a curated record. Gene Ontology annotation, molecular function: oxidoreductase activity, acting on the CH-OH group of donors, NAD or NADP as acceptor. The transcript is spliced from 13 exons. Lineage: Eukaryota; Viridiplantae; Streptophyta; Magnoliopsida; Solanales; Convolvulaceae. The coding region runs from base 1 to 2055 and encodes 684 amino acids.